CGGGGAUGGCGGGUUGCAGCCGCUCCCCCCCACCCCCCCGACCCAGCUCCCGGGGCCCAAUCAUAGCCUUCCAUGUGCGGACUGGAGCCGCCUUGACAGUUACUGCUGACUGUUGUUAUUGUUUUCCUGUCGGUGUCAGGUGUUCUCGGCACUCGGACCGCGGAGCCCACCCUGACACACAGCCCCUUGUGUGGCUCGGGUGGGACCUGGGGUCCACACCUGGUAGGGGGUCCCCCCGCCGGUCCCGGUGUGGCCGAGCUGUGCCGGCUCCUCUGAUCGCUCCUCUCCGGUGACACCUGCCAGACAAGCUCUUGCAUUUCUGGAGGGCGCGGCGCAGCUCCCUUUAUGAAGGGGUCGUUUCCAGCUAUACCAUCCUAACAAGUUAAAAGAAAGAUUGCUAAUAGAUUUGUGUCAAGAUUGAGCACCUACAAAUUAGGUGCAAGGAGAUUACAUAUGAAGAUAAUUUAUUAAAACAACAAGUCAUGAAGAAAACUUCCAAGAGGAGUAAUGAGUUGAGAGUUUCUGUUACCCAGUGGAAAUCUGUGGAUGCAGAGAAGGAUAAAAAUGAGAGUCAAAGAACCUUUGCUCAACGGCUACCUCCAGAAGUCGCUUUAAAGAUUUUUAGCCAACUGGACAUUCAAAGUUUGUGCAGAGCUUCUGUCACUUGCAGGAACUGGAAUGAUACAAUACACAAUAGUGACUCCCUAUGGAAGCCUCACUGCUUGUCUUUAAGAACUGUGUGUCAACGAGAAAUAGAUGAUGAUCUACAAAGUGGUUACUCCUGGAGGGUAACACUACUGAGAAAUUACCAGAAGAGUAAAGUGAAACACCAAUGGCUAAGUGGCAGAUACAGCAACAUAUCCUCUUCCUUUAGCCUACCAGAGACAAUCAUGUACCCAAUGGACGCAGAUACAUGGGGGGAAAUUCUAGAAGCAGAGCUGGAAAGAUAAGUGAAAAAAAAAAUCACACAGUCUAAAACCAAAAUAACUCAGCUGCAAAAAGUGGUUUUAUUUGUUCAUAUUUCUCUCUAACUCUAAAAAAUUUAAGAACAUUUAAAAGAGGGCAAAGAAAGCAGAACAUUAUAAAAAGGAAAGCUUUAUUUCUAUUUUGCACUUUAGUAAAAAGAAUUCUGGUUUUGCUGUACUGAAAAAUCAUGAAAUGUUUUUCUUAGAAACAAUAUACUAAUAGAAUGAUUUCAAAAUGUAUUACUUUAUACAUUUAUAUUAGUAUAUGGCAUUACUUUAAAUGAUAGAGUUUAGCAUUUUCUGGUUAAUGAAAAUUCAAACACUUGAAAUUGACUUAAAUAAGAAAUCAUAAUUAGACUUGUGAGAGAAGUGAAAAUAAUAGACACAUGUUUGUUUAAACAAAUAAAAAUGUUUAUAUCCAUAACUUUAAUAUUUUCCACUUCAUGGAAUCAAACUGGAUUGAUUAUCACAUAGUUAAACUAUAUAACUGUGUUAUAACUGUGACUUUUUAGAAAUUAAUCUGAUUUUAGAGCUAAAGCUAAACAGAUUAAAAUUUCCAUUACUUCCCUACAAACCUGACACUAUACUAUGGGAGUUGCCACAUAAUAUGUUUAUCUCAGGGGAACUUUCUGCCAUCUUUAGAGACUCUAGUGAAAUCUUCAGAGAUAUCAAAACAAAGGUCUUUUUCUUUAUUUUUCCACAUUUACAAGAAAAAGAAAUUAUUCUAGAGGACCCUUCACACUUGACUUUGUUAAAGUUUAUGACUCUCCAGGAAUCUGAAAAGUUUUUCCAGGAAACUGAAAGCUUUUAUUUAUUUCAUAAAAACAGAUAAAUCCAAACUGUUCAUUCUGAAUCUAGUCAACACCAUCGUCAAAAGUGUCUAUGAAAUAUUUUAGUUGGGAUGGGAUUUUCUUCCUACAAUGUGCUCUGUAGCACAAAACAUGAGUCUAAGCAAGACAUAUUAACAAACAACUACCAGAAAAAUGGCCCACCACCUACAAAUUCUCUUUGUUGGAUCAAAUAAACAAUGAUUCUUACCUACUUUCUUCUUAGAAUUGGAAGAAAACUAGAAAAAUCUGGCCGUUCACUUUUCCCUACCUCACUGAGUCGCUCGUGCUGCUAAGCAGUCACCAUUUUGUACUUUUCUCCAUCUCUAUAUCCAAUCAAGAAACAGUUCUUAGUGAGUUUAUUCCCCAAAUAUUGAGAAAUAAUUCAAUCCUUCUCUGUCUUUCUCUCUGCUACAUUACUGAAUUCGGAUCCUUAUAUUGAGGUUAUGAUUACUACAGUCAGUAACUUCUUAAUUGUUAUUCCUGCCUCCCCAUUCCUUCCUUUUUACUAUCAACAGUGUAAUCUUUCCAAAACCCCCAAAUUAGCAAGUCCCCUAUUUUAA
Messenger RNA from Perognathus longimembris pacificus (Pacific pocket mouse), 2355 nucleotides. It is a transcript of the gene Fbxo48, whose product is annotated as F-box protein 48. Gene Ontology annotation, molecular function: protein binding. The transcript is spliced from 4 exons. Gene Ontology annotation, biological process: SCF-dependent proteasomal ubiquitin-dependent protein catabolic process. Lineage: Eukaryota; Metazoa; Chordata; Mammalia; Rodentia; Heteromyidae. Gene Ontology annotation, cellular component: SCF ubiquitin ligase complex. The coding region runs from base 483 to 950 and encodes 155 amino acids. The record is from RefSeq and is a predicted model, not a curated record.